AUGUUUUCUUUAGGGUUGGGUCCCCAGCAGGAUUUAUUUCUGCGUCAAGGAAGAUUACCGCUAAUAGGAUUUGCUUCUUGGAGGCUGUUGGCAUGUUUGGUGCAAACCCUGCACAGUGCUUUCUUAAAGCAGAAUAUGGACCCUAUUUGUCAUAUUUUUCUUCUUCUUCUGGCCUUCCACAAGAUAAACCCAUCUGUUUCGUCUUGUGUCACGGGAUGCUCUUGUUCUCAAGACAGCUUUGGAAGGAGUUUGCUCUGCAUGUCUGCGCUGCUGAGGCAGAUCCCUACAAACAUCCCCCAGGACAUCCGGAAAAUUAGAAUAGAAAAUUCCCACCUAACAGAAUUGCCUCGUGGGUCUUUUGAGAACAUCAGUGCCUUGGAGUAUCUCUGGCUCAAUUUUAACAACAUCACGGUGAUGCACAUCAAGAGCCUGGAAUAUCUGCCGGCUCUGAAGGAGCUGCGCUUGCAAGGGAACAAAUUAGGUUCGGUGCCAUGGACAGCAUUCCAAGACACCCCGGCUCUGAAAAUCCUGGAUCUGAAGCACAACCGGCUGGAUGUCCUUCCAGAACAUGCACUCCGCUAUCUCCCCAGCCUGACCUAUUUAGAUCUAUCCUCAAAUCAGCUUACCAUCAUAUCCAAGGAUGUCUUCUAUAGCUGGCCCAUCUACCAGAGAAGCCAGAGGGCGGAGGGGCAGAUAGAAGCUAUUUCCAACGCCGUCCUAGCCCUUCACGACAAUCCCUGGAUUUGUGACUGUCGGCUGCGGGGAUUUGUCCAGUUUAUUAAGUCAGUCGGCCCACCCAUUAUUCUGAUGAAUUCCUAUUUAACUUGCUCAAGCCCAAAAUUCAGGGCAGGGAAGUUUUUUCAUGAAGUGGAGCUCAACAGCUGCAAGAAGCCGCUGACGACAGCCCUUGACACCAACCUGACGGUCCCGGUGGGGCUGAACGUCACUCUGACCUGCUUUGUGCAAGCCAGCCCUUCCCCGGCUGUCUGGUGGACCUAUGCACUCAAACUUUUAAGGGCAUUUAACGGCUUUCCUCAUUGGAGAAUGAACAUUGAAUACUGGCUUCAACACAACAUCGGGAAGACAGUAGUACGGGGAAUAAAUCACGAACUUUUGGUACCUUGGGAAACGUUGCAGAACCUGGUGGAGACACAACCAGCAGAAGGAGCGUGCUCGCGCAGGGAACCAGGAGUGGAGCCGGGGGCUGCACUUCCCCUCCCUCCCACCGGCUUGCGGCCGGAGGACGAGGACGAGGCGAGAGCCUCAGCCUCACGCCACACAGCCCUAGGAGGAGGGAUAAGCAAGAAAACGUGGAGGAAACGAGAUGUGGCAGAAGCUCUGGGAGCAGCGCUGCUGCCACGGCCACCCAGCUGGAACCCUGCUGCACCUCUCGGCUGCGGCGCCUGGCUCAGCCCGCAGGUGACAUGA
Messenger RNA from Pygoscelis adeliae (Adelie penguin), 1428 nucleotides. It is a transcript of the gene LRIT2, whose product is annotated as leucine-rich repeat, immunoglobulin-like and transmembrane domains 2. NCBI's taxonomy places the organism in Eukaryota, Metazoa, Chordata, Aves, Sphenisciformes, Spheniscidae. The transcript has 3 exons. The record is from RefSeq and is a predicted model, not a curated record. Gene Ontology annotation, molecular function: protein binding. Bases 1 to 1428 code for a protein of 475 amino acids.